ACUCAAACUGAUUCCUCAGACGAAGGCGACAAAACGAUGGUUCGAUCAAAAAAGAAGUGGCAUGACAAAGUUGCUGAAGACGUAGAGGAGGAUUUUCCGAGGACACCAGGCGGCGAGACGAUGUGA
Molecule: messenger RNA, 126 nt
Organism: Acaulospora morrowiae
Lineage: Eukaryota; Fungi; Glomeromycota; Glomeromycetes; Diversisporales; Acaulosporaceae
Source: the annotation of a GenBank genome assembly